CCAUUUUAAUCUGAGCUUCUUUCUCACCGAAGUUGGCUGGCUUUUCCUCUUUAUCUCCCACCUUUUGGAUUGCCAUGCACAAAUUAUCAUUACCUUCAUUCCUCCGUCAAAACCCAAAAUACAAUCAAAAUCCUCAACGCCAACAAUGAGUUCUCGUUUGAGAAAUAAGAAACCCCCUCGACAACAAUCUGUCGAGGGCCAGUCAUCUAGGAUUUCAUCGACGCAGGCAGGACAACGAGUAAAUACGAUGCCAACGUGGUAUAUAGGUGUAGUUCCCCAAAGAAAAGGCUAUUGGAGUGCUGAAAUCUACUUUAAGGACCGUGUUAUAUCGCUUGGGAGGUUCAAGUCCGAAGUAGCCGCGGCACGAGCUUACGAUAGCGUGGCCAUAACACAGCACGGCAAUGAUUUCGCCCGUAACUUUUUAUUAACGAAUGCCACUAUUCAUGAACCCGCUUUUCAGAGCAAUUACACCAAUGAAGCCAUUGUUCAUAUGAUUAUGGAUGGCUCUUACGAACACAGGUUGAUCCAGUUUGUUUCGAAUCAACACCGUGCCUACUGUUAUAGUGACUCUAUAGCAAUGCCUACUUGCCUGGAUACCUUCCAAGGGGUCUUUUAUAAGAAAAUUUACCAUAAAGAGCUGACUUCCACUGACCUUGAGAAUCAAAACAUGUUGAUUUUACCCAAUUAUGUUUUACCCUUCUUUCCGCCAUUCAGAUCCGACAGAGCCCAAUUUUGGCUUGAGUUUAACGAUAGAAUGAAUAAGACAUGGGCGUUUCAUUAUAUUUACAUGACUCGUAUUCAGAGUUUUGUAAUUACUAUGGGUUGGAGCUUGUUUGUGAAUGAGAUGGAGCUUCGUGCUAAAGACAUAGUCGUCUUCUAUGUAUGUAGCGACCGGAGAAUAUAUCCUGAAGAAUUUUUUGAUAUGAUUGACAUCAUCCGGGGUGUUAGAAUCAGCCAGUAGCAACUGUAGGGCAGUGACGGGCAUCCAUGUCGAAGAUUGAAUGCUAAACGUUCCGCCUAUCAAGAAUCUAGCAAUAAGUUACUGCUCUUCAAAAAUUUUGGAAUCUCUUUCUAAAUUCUUAUGUUUAGAUAAAGGUUUUAAUUAUUUGAAUGAAGCUAAAUAUAUUAUUUUAUGGUGCAAUUAGUACUUGGUAAUAAGAUUUUUGAUGAUUCGUGCAGAGUGCAGACACUGACUGU
Molecule: messenger RNA, 1197 nt
Organism: Phalaenopsis equestris
Lineage: Eukaryota; Viridiplantae; Streptophyta; Magnoliopsida; Asparagales; Orchidaceae
Product: AP2/ERF and B3 domain-containing transcription factor At1g51120-like
Exons: 3
Coding region: 146-961 (271 amino acids)
Biological process (GO): regulation of DNA-templated transcription
Molecular function (GO): DNA-binding transcription factor activity; DNA binding
Source: RefSeq, a predicted model, not a curated record